AUGUUGGGCCUAUUGGUAUUCGGAUUGAUCGCCCAUGUUCAGACGGCACCAGUCGGUCCAAACUACGACAAUAUUCAGUAUCUUCAUAAUUUCACGUUAACCUAUGCGAACAACUCUUUGGAGGGAAUGGGCGCCAUUGAUAAUCUCACCGACGUGAAUCCUCAAAUGGCGCAAAACUUGAAGUCUGCUAUCAAUCUUGCACUGCCAGGAUAUCUUGCCUCUUCACGUACCUCUUCAUCGACUCCAUCAUCCUCCACAUCAUCUGUUUAUACUUCGGGAGCAUCCUCCACCUCUACUGGAUCUACUGGAUCUUCUGGCUCUUCCGCUAUGCCAAUGGCUUCCACCACUACCUCCAUGCCUGGACGUAAGCGAAGAGCCGCUGACCCCACCUCGACCACCUACCCAGGAGUCAUGGCCACAACUACUCCAUCCAUCUUCCGCGACCCAGCUUCAAGCUCCGCCUCCUCCUCCACCCCAUCAUUCCUCCAACCAUCAACCACUCAACCCUACGGAACCGAUGAGGAGUUCUAUGCUCGUACUGAUCUCGUCCACUUCCACGUGGACAUCAAUGAUCUGGAAGGUUCCGGAGCGAUCUGA
Molecule: messenger RNA, 597 nt
Organism: Caenorhabditis remanei
Lineage: Eukaryota; Metazoa; Nematoda; Chromadorea; Rhabditida; Rhabditidae
Exons: 3
Coding region: 1-597 (198 amino acids)
Source: RefSeq, a predicted model, not a curated record